CGCCGCCUCGAGAAGAGAGAGACCACAGUUACUGCAUACUAUCAGUUGAACUACGCUUUACAAUGGCUUCUACGUUAGUUAUGGGACUGGGCGUUGCUACGGCCGCCUUUUUGGGUCGGGCUGGUCUUGUCGCCUACCGUCGCUCUAAGGGAGGUAUUGGUGCUGCAGGCAAGGCAUUCUACAAGGGUGGAUUUGAUCCUCGGAUGACCCGUCGCGAAGCCUCUUUGAUUCUCGAACUUCCAGAGCGCACCCUCAACAAGGACAAGGUCCGCAAGAAGCACCGCCAGCUCAUGCUCCUCAACCACCCGGAUCGCGGCGGCAGCCCCUACCUGGCUACGAAGAUCAACGAAGCGAAGGAAUUCCUCGACAAACACACUUAGCCGACCCGUAUCAUGCGACCGAAGUUCGGACACGAGCACCACGGAGUCCCGCCCCGUCAAGUGAGGGGAAACGUUGAAUGCAACGAUCAACCAACAAGACGGCACAAAUAGGAAAUCAGGGACUGAUACCUGGGUAUCGACGAUUGUAACAAGAGAUAUUUCUUGUUUGGGUGCAUAGCGAGGCGUUGGUUGGAUUUUUAAAGAUGGGAUAUAACCCGGAUGUACUCCUGUAUGGGAGUGUUUGUAUUUUACCAUUAUAUUAUGUGUCUAUAUCCUGACGAGAUCGCCACUCUUGAUUUAUGAGAAACAAUGGAUUAUUCUGUAUUUUUAGUACCAUUGCUUUCCUGAGUUCGUUGCCAGUCGUACUCGCACUCGUAUUCGCAUUC
Molecule: messenger RNA, 766 nt
Organism: Aspergillus ruber CBS 135680
Lineage: Eukaryota; Fungi; Ascomycota; Eurotiomycetes; Eurotiales; Aspergillaceae
Gene: pam18
Product: putative mitochondrial DnaJ chaperone (Tim14)
Exons: 4
Coding region: 63-380 (105 amino acids)
Biological process (GO): protein import into mitochondrial matrix
Cellular component (GO): PAM complex, Tim23 associated import motor
Molecular function (GO): ATPase activator activity
Source: RefSeq, a predicted model, not a curated record